Molecule: messenger RNA, 2611 nt
Organism: Cajanus cajan (pigeon pea)
Lineage: Eukaryota; Viridiplantae; Streptophyta; Magnoliopsida; Fabales; Fabaceae
Gene: EXO70C2
Product: exocyst subunit exo70 family protein C2
Biological process (GO): exocytosis
Cellular component (GO): exocyst
Molecular function (GO): phosphatidylinositol-4,5-bisphosphate binding
Source: RefSeq, a predicted model, not a curated record
CCAAAAACCAUCGAUACCAAACAAGAAGCAAUUAAGGGGAAAAAAUUAAAAAAAAAACACACACACACAAAACGGAUAAUUUCCAAUGCUAUCUCGCCAUUUAUCAUUCUGAGAGGCCUUAUUUUCGCUCUUUGUUUUCUCUGAGGGAAACUAAACCAAACCGUAAUCCCAACAUUCACAAUGGAGAAGAACCUUGCCGAACACUCUGGCAGUUUCGCUCGCAAAGCCGACGACGACACCGGCAACGCCACUCAUUCGCCGGUGCCGGAGUCCGCCGAUAAUUUCGAUGCCAAACCGGACACCGGCGAAACCGAGAAAGCUGCGGAUUCAGAUCACGUUCAUGGAGAACAAGAAGCCAAGGAGAAUAAGAAUGAGAAUGAGAAUGAGAAGGAGAAAGAGAAGGAGGAAAAGAAGGAAGAAGAAAAAGAAGAAAAAGAAGAAAAAGAAGAAGAAAACGUGGAGGCUCAACCGGAAUCUCCCCCUCCGAGUCUCGAGAAGGUUUCAGAAGACAUCGACCAAUUCCUCGUGACUCUGCAAAACAACAACAAAGACGACACCAAAUUGGAGAUCCCUAAAUGUGUAAUCACAUUCUUGGAUCUCGUGGAGCAGAAGAUAACAAAGUACGACACCGCCGAGGCCAAAUGGGGAGAAUCAGCGGAAGAAGAUUCGUUGUUUCUGGAAUCCGUGAAUCGCGUUUCGAAUCUGAUGAAACAUUUAACGGAGUAUAUCCAAUCUCAUCGCGAGAAAGAGCAAGAGGACGAGGAAAAGGUGAAGGUAGACUUGAUGAUAAACGGCAUCGGCUCGAUUCAGCAGCGUGCGAUGUCGUUUCUGGAGGAGGAGUUCCGCUCCCUAAUGGAAGAAUCUAGAAACCCGAACAAAGCAGACCCGAAAGGAAAGCAACACGUGGCGGAAGCGUUGGAGUCCGAGACUCCAACUGAAACGGUUAUGGAUUUCCCGGGUUUCGCGGAGGAAACGGUUACGAAGCUACGCCAAAUCGCCAAGGAAAUGACAGCAGGCGGUUACGAAAAUGAGUGCUGCCAGGUUUACGCAGUUUCGCGGAGGCACGCGUUCGAAGAGGGGUUGUACAAGAUUUUAGGUUACGAGAAGCUCAGCAUCGACGAGGCGCAGAGAAUGCCGUGGGAGACACUGGAGCGGGAGAUUCCCACGUGGAUCAACACGUGGAAGGAAUGCACCUCGGUGUGGUUCCCCGGCGAGCGGAAGCUCGCCGAGGCGGUGUUCGCGGAGGAGACGACGGCGGACUCCGCGGCGUGCCUCUACGGCAACCUCUUCCGCAGCAUCGCGAUUCAGCUGGUGAACUUCGCGGAGAGCGUGGCCAUGACGAAGCGCGCGGGAGAGAAACUCUUCAAGCUCCUGGACAUGUACGAGACCUUGCGAGACGCGAUUCCGAGCAUGGAGAAUCUCUUCCCCGACGACAUGGCCGCGGAAGUGAAGACCGAAACGACGUCGGCGAAGUGCCGCCUCGGCGAGGGAGCGGUGUUGAUAUUCUGCGACCUGGAGAAUUCGAUCAAGUCGGAGACCGGGAGAACUCCGGUGGCCGGCGGCGCGGUGCACCCGCUCACGCGCUACAUCAUGAACUACCUGAGGCUAGCGUGUGAAUACAAAGACACGUUGGAGGAGGUGUUCAAAGAACACUCCAAAAUGGAGCGCGCGGAUUCAACAAGCAGGCCUCACUACGAGAGAGAGGAAGACAAACACAAGAACAAUGCACAGAAAGAUAACGUGUCACCUUUCGCGGCGCAGUUGAUGAGGGUGAUGGAGCUUCUGGACUCGAACCUCGAAGGAAAGGCGAAGCUGUACAAAGAAGUUGCAUUAAGCUGCAUUUUCAUGAUGAACAACGGAAGGUACAUAGUUCAGAAAAUAAAAGGUUCUGCGGAGAUCUACGAAGUGAUGGGGGAAACGUGGUGUCGUAAGAGAUCGACGGAGCUGAGGACCUACCACAAGACUUACCAGUUAGAGACGUGGAGUAAGAUUCUGAGUUGUCUGAGUCUGAAGGGUUUGAAUGAUAACGGGAAGGUGCAGAAGCCGGUGCUGAAGGAACGGUUCAAGAGCUUCAACGCGUUGUUUGAGGAGAUCCACAAGACGCAGAGCGCGUGGGUGGUGAGCGACGAACAGCUUCAAUCGGAACUUAGGGCUUCAAUUUCUACGCUGGUGAUUCCUGCGUACAGGUCCUUCUUGGGUAGGUUUUCGCAGUACUUGGAUCCGGGGAGACAAACGGAGAAGUAUAUUAAGUACCAGGGUGAGGAUGUAGAGACUUGCAUUGACGAGUUGUUCGAUGGGAACCCUCACGGGCGCCGCUAGAGACCAAGGGAGAACAAGAGUUUAAUCGAGUGUGCUAGGUUCUGUCACUGAUGAGGAAUUGUGGAAGAAGAUUGGUCGUGCCAUGCAUUGCACUCAAGCUUUUCCUUAAUUUUGGUGCUUCUGUCUGUCAGCAAGAGGCCGAAUUGGGUCGUUUGACUGUAAUAUUAUCACUAUUAUCACCUUUCUUUUCAAUACAGGAUUCGGUUAGUGUUAAGGGUGAAUUCUUUUCUUGUAUUUAAAUUUUCAACUCACCCUCACCUUUUGUGUUUUAUACUUAAUUUUAAUUCUCAAU